Molecule: messenger RNA, 531 nt
Organism: Rattus rattus (black rat)
Lineage: Eukaryota; Metazoa; Chordata; Mammalia; Rodentia; Muridae
Product: histone H2A type 2-B
Exons: 1
Coding region: 35-427 (130 amino acids)
Cellular component (GO): nucleosome
Molecular function (GO): DNA binding; protein heterodimerization activity; structural constituent of chromatin
Source: RefSeq, a predicted model, not a curated record
CCUUGAAAAAGCAGCAGUUAUUGCUUAUUCCGCCAUGUCCGGCCGCGGCAAGCAAGGAGGCAAGGCCCGCGCCAAGGCCAAGUCGCGGUCGUCCCGCGCCGGGCUGCAGUUCCCAGUGGGUCGCGUGCACCGGCUGCUGCGCAAGGGCAACUACGCGGAGCGCGUGGGCGCCGGCGCGCCGGUGUACAUGGCGGCGGUGCUGGAGUACCUGACCGCCGAGAUCCUGGAGCUGGCGGGCAACGCGGCCCGCGACAACAAGAAGACCCGCAUCAUCCCGCGCCACCUGCAACUAGCUGUAAGGAACGAUGAAGAGCUCAACAAGUUACUAGGAGGAGUCACCAUUGCCCAGGGUGGGGUCCUCCCCAAUAUCCAGGCUGUCUUACUACCGAAGAAAACGGAUAGUCAUAAGCCUGGAAAGAACAAAUAACUUAAGUAUCCUUUCCCACACAAAAAAGGCUCUUUUAAGAGCCACCAAAGUGUCAACCAAAGGGCUGGUCACAAACUAGCGCGUUAGCUCCUUUUAUGAAGAUU